UGGUUUUUCUCUGCUUGACUCCAUUUUAGUUCACUGUUCGCGCUCUCUCUUACUCUCUGGUUUCGGAUAUUCUCGGGGAAGAGGAAAGGCAGAGAUAUCCAAGAAACUGGAAGUCUGUGCGGCUUCUUCAGCGCUUCUCUUCGGUAGUAAAGGACUACGGGUUGCUGCUCCGUUGAAGAGAAGCUGGGUCCUUUUGCGAUAAUGCUGUUAGUGUAAACAAACACAGAACUGGAAGGCGAUGGAAGGUCAAUACUUUGCUCCGCUUAAUCACACAGUUCACCUCGAAGUGACCUCCAAGCCAUUUCGUCCUCAAUCUCACCGUCCGGCUAUGCCUGCCUUCGCCGGAGCCAACACCAUCCGCUUCUUCUGCGACGAUAUCGACGCAACAGAUUCGGACUCCGAUUCCGAAGACUGUUCCUUCGAUCGACGCCGAGUGAAGCGCUAUGUACAAGAGAUAAGAUUGGAGGAACGGCAAGGGAGGGCUGCUGGUGAAGGUAAAACUGUCAAGGUUAGCGCCGGCAAAAGAAAUAAGAAGGGAAUAGCUUUGUCGGAAAAGCAGCAGCCCAUCACCGGCGUUCCGAGGUUUCGUGGCGUCCGUCGGCGGCCGUGGGGCAAAUUCGCUGCCGAGAUACGCGACCCAACCCGUCGGGUUCGAGUCUGGCUCGGCACUUACGACACUGCUGAGGAAGCUGCCAAGGUCUACGACUCAGCCGCUAUCCAGCUCCGCGGUCCUGACGCUGCCACAAAUUUCUCCACCGCUCCGGCGGCGGAGGCACCGCGUCAGGCUCCGGCAAGAAACAUUUCCACGACAGACCUCUCCGUCUCCGGCGGGUACGAGUCCAGCGAGGACUCCCACAAUAUUUGCUCUCCCACCUCCGUCCUCCGUGGAUUCUCUUCUUCUACUGCAGUCAAAGACGAACCGGAUAAGCCCUCUUCCAGCGGCUCCAUCAUUACGCCGGAAGAUCUCACCGCCGAGCUCAAUGUCUUCGACGAAAUGCCUCUUUACAGCGACUUUCUGGAUCUGAGCGCCACCGAGCCGAGUUUUUUCGACGACCCAAUGGGUCAGUUCGGGUAUUUUGCGGAGGAAUCAGUGAUACCCAACACUUGUUUUGACCUUCAAUCAUCUACUUGUGAACAUGGCGACGAUUUCUUUGAAGAUAUCGCCGAUUUGUUCCCUCUCGACCCACUCCCUGCCGUUACUAUCUUCUAAGCUUAAAAAAAUCGGCGGCACCAGCUCGCCGGACGCCGAUUCGGCCGAUUUUGUAGCGGAGUAGAGGAACUCAAAAUUAGCGGCUUUCUUUUUUUAAGAAAAUUUAUUUGUUUUUAUUUGAUGUAUUUCCCUAUCCUCCUGCUGAAUUACCUCCGUCAAGUAACGGUGACG
Messenger RNA from Dendrobium catenatum, 1381 nucleotides. Its product is annotated as ethylene-responsive transcription factor CRF2. Bases 239 to 1210 code for a protein of 323 amino acids. The record is from RefSeq and is a predicted model, not a curated record. Lineage: Eukaryota; Viridiplantae; Streptophyta; Magnoliopsida; Asparagales; Orchidaceae. Gene Ontology annotation, molecular function: DNA-binding transcription factor activity; DNA binding. Gene Ontology annotation, biological process: regulation of DNA-templated transcription. The transcript has 2 exons.